Molecule: messenger RNA, 3830 nt
Organism: Labrus bergylta (ballan wrasse)
Lineage: Eukaryota; Metazoa; Chordata; Actinopteri; Labriformes; Labridae
Gene: stox1
Product: storkhead box 1
Biological process (GO): regulation of transcription by RNA polymerase II
Cellular component (GO): cytoplasm; nucleus
Molecular function (GO): RNA polymerase II transcription regulatory region sequence-specific DNA binding
Source: RefSeq, a predicted model, not a curated record
GAAACCAGUCGGACGCUCUGUUCGCCUCCGGUUCACUCGCUGCGGGACUCAGACGCACAGUGGAGGAAUGCGCUUCAAAACGCGGAGUUUGCUCGAAUCUUCAGAGGGUACAAGUGUCUUUUAACAAGUGCAUUUUCCCCCUGGUAUGAUAGCUCUCUCCUAGAGACCAUACAGGCGUUAGAAAUGUCUCACCAGCAGCAGGUUGUCCAGCUCGCUGCCGCCUCACUCGCCGUAGUCCUUGGUCCGGACGAAGAGAGUUUGCGCGCCGGCGGAGGGAAACUUAACGCCAAUACUACCACAAGCGGUCAGGAGAUUUUUGCGGACUUUAAAGCGCAAAACGUGCGCAGUUUCUGGAAUAAGAGACUCGUCAAGGCCAUAGCUGAAGUGUACUUUCAGGGAUGGAUGGAAAAUUUUGUGCUUUUCAUUCACGGCAACGCAAACAACCUGGAGGUGCUGAGAGAAGCGUGGAUGCGCAGAGCUCUGAGGUCACCAAAGGGAUUUAUCAUCAAAGCUGUCGGUGAUCUGUCACCAGUGCAGAUGUCUGCUGUCCCACAGUCCCAGUUCAUUCCCUUGUCUGAGGUGUUGUGCUCCGUCAUCUCAGAUAUGAACUCCUCUCAAAUCAUCGUCAACCAGGAAGCACUUAUUAAUUACAUGAGCAAAGCCCAUCCAGGGAUAACUAUUCCCACUCAGGACAUCCUCUACAAUGCUCUUGGCACUCUCAUAAAGGAGCGCAAAAUCUACCAUACAGGCGAGGGAUACUUCAUCGUCACACCUCAGACCUAUUUCAUUACCAACAACAUGGUCCGAGAGAAGAGCUGGUGGACUUCUGGUUCAGCAGAAGACCCUCCCUCACCUCCUCCCAUUACUUACCUAUUGAGCAACGAUGUAUGUGUGGAAAGCACUCAAACUCCACCAGUGGCGCACUGCAAGUCUUGCAGCUGCUUCAGUCCUCUUCAAACAUCCUCUAAUAUUACCUCCACCACUUUAACAGCUACCAUCCCACCCUCUACUGUCCCAGACCAGCAUUCUGUCUCUGUUUCUAUAAGUGAAUGCACAGGCAAGAGCUUAAAGUGGCCAAGGCCAUUAGAUCACAAACCCACAGUGCAGCAUCAGUCCACCUCAACAGCUGCAGAUUGUCAGGCAAGUGAGAUCAGCAAAACUACAGCCACUACUAACGCCACUGGCCGCAAAGAAAAAGACAGCAAACCAGGUAGGAAGUUUGGUCUCAGUUUGUUUCGUAGGAAUGGAGGUAAAAAGGAGAAGCCAAAGAAGGAGUAUGCAUCAUUUUCAGGCCAGUUUCCUCCAGAAGAGUGGCCGGUGCGAGACGAAGACGACCUCAACAACUUACCCCGUGAUCUGGAACAUGCCAUCAUCAAACGGAUCAACCCUGAACUGACCGUGGACAACCUGACACGCCACACGGUCUUAAUGAAGAAGCUGGAGGAGAGGAAAGAGAGAGGGAAUGACAGAGUGCUUGACAGGGCCCUGGAAAAGGACGAUAAGGGAGUUGACAAGGGAAUGUCUACUGAGAUCCUAACCUUUUCCAAACCAAGGCAUCAUCACUCGUCUAAGGCAGGAGCAGGGAAAAGAUCUGCUCAGAAGGCCUCUCGGAGCAGGAGGAGGGCCCAUUCCUCCAAAGAGAAGCAGCGGGAAAGGGUGAAGGAGAGGAUUAAGAGUAAGGCCCCUAUAUGUGUAGAUGAUUAUCCGGAGGGGGAGGAUUUGAUACCGUCUCGACUCAGAGUGGAAAUCCCUGCUGACGAACCAGAUCAAGUGGAAGAAGGAGGAGCUGUUGAGGGAAAAUCUCUGUAUAAGAAACGUAUUGACAACCCUUUCCAAACGAAUCCAAUAAAAGAAACUGACUCCACUACACCUUCCAACAUCAACAAAGAGAACAGAAGACGAGAAAUGAAAGAGGGAAAGGCUUCAGGGCCAGGGAGGAAGGAACGAGCCGGUCACCGCUCCAAAUCGUGGGAUCCGCAUCGAGCCAAAGUGAUCCCAGCAGAUGGUGAGAAUGCAGGAAAGUCCCCAACAUCUGAGGACAGGUACAACUGUGUCCAUGAGAGGGACCUUACUGAUGAUCAUCCGAGCCAAGCAGGCAUAAAGAUAAGCAGAGAACUGCCACUUGACUACAGCUCAGCCUACCCACAGAGCAGUACGCUCCGGAUAGACGACAAGGUCCGACAUCAGAGGGAAGGCAAGGAGAGCUGGGAGAAAGAGGGAUUUUUUCCAGAGGUUGAGUCCAACACAGUACCAAACCAAAACAAAACCAUAGAUGAUUGUCUUUCACAUAUCCAACAAUACUCGAAUACUAAUGUCGACCACCCUGCCCAUCCCCAUGAGCAAGCCAUCAGUCACUCAUACGACCCAAGUCUGCCCUGGCCGAAGCCUUCUUUACAGCGUAAACACUCCCUCAGACUCUCAAACCCUCAAAGGAAUGACGUCCAAUUACCUGACAAACUCCUUUCACUCCAGCAGGGAAGUCAAAUUAAAGCCUUCGAGGAACAUCAGGAUACAAGAUGUUUCCUUGUCGGUAACAGAGUGGAAAGGACUAUGAGCAAAGGAGACAGGAUGGAUCUGAUAGCUGAUAGAACUCAUUCUAUAACGGACACUGACGGCUUCAUAGAAGACGACUUCAGACUCUAUCAGAGAGUAGAGGAGCGGGAGGAUGAAGACGCCUGCAGCUCCUUGUGUCUGAAUGAGGAGGAGAUAAUUGAUUCUGGGAAUGUGUACCAAACAAGAUUAGUGGACUUUUGCGACCACCCGUUGGUUUACCAUAGUCAUGAAUCAGAUUUGCAGUAUCAGGGAAACAACAGUCACUAUUACAAUUCUGACUUGCACCAACCACAGGUUGCCUUGAUACAAGAUUCAAGGGACAACACUUUUAAAGAAACCAAGAGGGAAGCUUCCCUCAGCCCGACAAGACCUGGAGAGACCAGCUGGAGAGUCCACCAUCACCAUCAGAGGACUAGAUCACCAGGGGCCAAAAGUGGUUCUAUCCCCAGGCAAGUAACAUUGACCCAGGACACAGGACAUGAGGUCAGCCUGGAUUUGGAUUGUCCUGAACCAUCUGAAGUUGCAGACAGCAGCAUCUUCGACUACUGCCAGACAAGUGAGGUAGAGUCAGACACAGAAACUGUCCGCAAGUCAGCCGAUGAGGGCGACGGGGAAUCAGCUCGAUGGAUGGCUGAUGUGGAGGAAGUGCACGACGAUGAGUUCAACCAGACAGAAGGUCCUCAAACCCACAGAGCUGUUAUGAGCAUGGCCAGUGGAGCCAGAGGGGCAGAUACUGGGGAAGUGGUGGAAAUGGGAGAGAACCAGAGUAUCACAGGCGACAGUGGUAUAGAUUCUCCUCGGACCCGUGUUAGCCUGGCCUCCAGCAACACUGUCAUUCUGGAGGGUCUCAAGAGGAGAGGCUUUCUACAAAACUUGGAGAAACUGCAUGCAAAGAGCAGCGCCAUUCGGCCACAGAGCUCGCUGCUACAGUUGACUCCAGUCAUGAACGUAUAAUGAUUUCUUUAAUACGUAAAAGCCAAAACCACAAGAUUGAAUAUUUGUUUCCAUGCAAUUUCUAGGUCAGAAACAUAUCCAACACAUUUACCUGACAACAAUUAGUCUUUUUGUACAGGUGUAAAGUAUAAAUAAAUAUUUUUCUUUCUGUAAAUAAUUUUAAAUAUAUGCUGACUUUUUUUUUCAUUCAAUGAACAUCUUCUGUUAAUUGUGUGUAUUGUCAUUGAAUUUGAUAUAAAUGUACAGUUAUCUUUCUUUAAAUGAUCCAUUGGCUAUCAUUUUCAAAGCAUUAACUUCUCAUUGCAUAACCUUUUGACCCGUUA